This is a messenger RNA of Stegastes partitus (bicolor damselfish), 1027 nucleotides long. It is a transcript of the gene pih1d1, whose product is annotated as PIH1 domain containing 1. Gene Ontology annotation, biological process: box C/D snoRNP assembly; rRNA processing. The record is from RefSeq and is a predicted model, not a curated record. Gene Ontology annotation, cellular component: R2TP complex; cytoplasm; ribonucleoprotein complex. Bases 84 to 938 code for a protein of 284 amino acids. NCBI's taxonomy places the organism in Eukaryota, Metazoa, Chordata, Actinopteri, Pomacentridae. The transcript has 11 exons.
GUUGUUGUUGCUGCUCCGUUGGAUACCGGGGUGACUACUAACGUGAGUUUGUCUGACUGUAUACAGGGUUCGUUGUGGCAGCCAUGAUGUCAGACUCCUCACUUCUCAACUCGGAGCUGGAGUUACAGCAACAAGAGGAGCUGUACCAGCAGCUGCUCCUACAGACGAUGGGACAGAUGCAGGCUGAAAAUCCAGAUUCCAAAGUCAUCCGACCACAACCCGGCAUGUGUGUGAAGACGUCCUCAGAACCGGACAAGCAGAAGGUCUUCAUCAACAUCUGUCAGUCCAACUCAGUCCCGCCUCCGCCAGAACUCUCCAGAGACGAGCUCGUGGAGCUGCUCCAGUCAGAAGAUCCCAGCGGCUACAGAGUUCCAAUGAGCCUCGGGGAGCCUCACACAGAAGUAGACAACAACUCUCAAGGCUGCACCGCCUACGAUGUCGUCAUCAACCAGGAGUUCUUCCAGAGGUGUCAGAAGGAUCCCUUAUUCCAGCAGUUUGUCAUCCUGGUGUCUGUGGAGGGUUUGGAGAACAAAUACAACCUGGAGCUGAACCGAGACUGGAAGGUGCUGAAGAACAGAAAGUUCCUGGGGUCCGUCAGCGAGCAAAACAUCCGGACGAAGAGCAGGCCGGUGAUCCAGGAGCUGCAGCCUCAGGACAACUCUGCCGCGACGCCCAGAAGACCAGAGUUCACGCUGCUGGUGGAGCCCUCUGCUGGUGAUCCAGAGUACCUCAUUGCAGAAAUAAAGCUUCCUGGAGUGCCGUCGUCCCGCUCUCUGGUUCUGGACGUUGGAGAGGACCGACUGGUGCUGAUGGCUCGGCCCUCGUUGUUCCACCUCGACAUCUUCCACCCGUUUCUCAUCGACCAGGAGAACAGCGUGGCGCAGUACAACAGCAGCACGCAGAUUCUCACAGUCACUAUGCCCGUGGUGUCCUCAUGAAACUACAGAAGAAAUGUGCAGUUAUUUAUUUUUUCUUUAUAAAAAAAAGAUGCUAUGAUAAUAAACUUUUUUUUUUUUUUUAAUAUAAA